Myripristis murdjan (pinecone soldierfish) is the source of this 1617-nucleotide messenger RNA. RefSeq names its product m7GpppX diphosphatase-like. NCBI's taxonomy places the organism in Eukaryota, Metazoa, Chordata, Actinopteri, Holocentriformes, Holocentridae. The transcript has 7 exons. The coding region runs from base 16 to 1083 and encodes 355 amino acids. Gene Ontology annotation, biological process: deadenylation-dependent decapping of nuclear-transcribed mRNA. Gene Ontology annotation, molecular function: hydrolase activity; RNA 7-methylguanosine cap binding. Gene Ontology annotation, cellular component: nucleus; P-body. The record is from RefSeq and is a predicted model, not a curated record.
CGCCCACUGACUUUGAUGGUAGGUGGCGGUACGCACCUUAAGCUGUGUGCGGUCCGCCAGUCAGGCUUGAGGGAAGAAGCCGAAGAAGAAGAAGAAAGCGCCAUGGCGGACACCGGCGCCAAUCCGAACAGUGGCAAUGAAAGCGAUGAGGAAAAUCGGAAGGUCAAGAAGCUGAAAGGGGAACCAAAAGGUGACCGAGGAGAAAAUGGAGAGGAGACCAAUCUGUCGGACUUCAAGCCAACGUCCGUGCUGAGGGACUCUGCGCGGGAUAAAACCAUAUUCGUCCACGGAGAGCUGAAAGAGCAGCCGGCGGUGGUUAUCCUGGAGAAGACCCCCUUCGGUGAAGAUACCCUGACCGAGAUGUUCAAAGGUGCCAAAACAAACCUGGAGGUGAAGAACGACAUCUACAGCACCUACGUGUUCCAGCCUCCUGCACAUCUCAACGAGAUCAAGGCCACUGUGGUGUGUCCAGCCACGGAGGCGCAUGUGCAAAAAUACCAGCGCAAGGAGAUCAUCAUGGUGGAGGAGACAGAAGACGACUACAAAAACAUCACCCUGCCUUACAUUACGAGCAAGGGCCUCAGUGUGACGUGGGUGUACAACAUCCUGGAAAAGAAGGCAGAGAAAGAACGGAUCAUUUUUGAAGAUUCAGACAAGGAGCUUGGCUUUGUCCUCCUGCCAGAUUUCAAAUGGGACCAAAAGCAGGUUGAUGACUUGUACCUGAUAGCCAUCGUGCAUAAGAGAGACAUUAAGAGUCUCAGAGACCUGACGCCUGAUCACCUGCAGCUACUUCAAAACAUCUACCAGAAGGGAACGGACGCCAUCGUGCAGCGCUACGGCCUCCCCACCAACAAGCUGAGGGUCUACGUGCACUACCAGCCGUCCUACUACCACUUCCACGUGCACUUCAACUCUCUGAGCUACGAGGUGCCGGGCAGCCGCGUGGAGCGCGCCCACCUCCUCCAGGACAUCAUCCAGAACCUCAAGUCCGACCCACAGUACUACAAAACCCGGACCCUCCUCUUCCCGAUGAGAACCGAUGACGAGCUGAUCAGCAUGUACAAGGCGGCGGGGAGGUUGUAGCCGCACACGAUGUCAACAGGAAGAGGCGGGGCGACGUACAAGGGGGGCAGAUCAAAACCCACUCAUCCCCUUGUUGUUGAAUCCUUCCCAAAUCAUGUGGCUGUAGUUUCUCAAGCCAGCUGGGUUUACCAAGACCAACUUGGUAACUCAGUUUCUUUUGAAUAAGUAAACAUGUGAAGAAAGGUGUUAAUCCACACAGCUUGAUAUUCUUUCACUGUGAAAUUAACUGGAUUUUGCAUUUCCGCUGUUCUAUAAUCAGUGUAUUUUUGUUUGUGUCUGCCUGAGACCCAACAAGUUGUUUUUGUAUACAUUUUUACGUACAUUUAAUGUAAAGGGCAUUAAUGCCACCCCUUCUAGUUAGUACUGUUACUUGUUUGUCCCAUUUUUAUACGAGAAAAAAUAGAUUUUGAUAAAACACUGUACUCUCUUUGAGAUGCAGGCCUUUGCAUCCCAGUGUGCUUUUCUAAUGUCUGAUGCCUUUUCAUGUGUGCAUUUAACUGGUAUGACUGAAAUAAACACUCUCAUUUUACUAGG